CCGCAGCGGGGAGGGGCGUCUGGACGCCAGGGAGCAGCCGGCCCCUUUAAAUCUCGGUGCGGGGCGGGCUCUGAGCGCCCCGCCCCGCGACGCCGUCUCCCUAGCGAUUAGAACGCACAGCAGUUGGCGUCACAAGGACCCGGGAAGGGGCUCCCCGCGUGCCAAGGGGCCGCAGCCCCGCGGCCAGCAGCGCACCAUGGAGGGAGCGGGCAGUGCGGGGCGGGAGCGCGGUGGGUCCGCCGAGCCGGGGCCCGGAGAACAGCCGGCCUCGCGGGGAGCAGGGACGGAUGCCAAGGAAAAUAGAAAAGAAACUUCAUCUUCAUCCUAUGAGGGGCGAAGCAGCUCAUCUGAAAACAGGAGUUCCACAGAGAUGGAAUCAGAGAGCAGCCUCCAGGAUGGGGCCACAGAACAGCCAGCUCCAGGCCCAGGUUCCAGAGUACUAGGAGAAAUUAGAAGAGAAAUUUCCACAUCAUUAGAUACAUUAAGCAGAUCGCCUCAAGACAAGAGUUCAGCAGGAAAGUCUGAUGGGGCCACAGAACCCAGAUCCGAGACCAGCCUCCAGAAGAGGGCCACACAGCAACCAGCUCCCAACAUAGGUACAAAAGGCCUUCCUACAAUAUUAGGUGGAAUUAGAAGAGAAACUUCCUCUCCCUCGUUACACAAGUUAAGCUGUGAAAGAAAAACAUCAGAUAAUGUUGAUCACUCAACUCAUGAGAAAUCUUUAGGAAUUUCCGUGUCAAUGCAGACAGAAAAAAGCUGGAUUUAUGAACAUAUCUACAGAAAAACCGUUCAGAGAAAGACUGAAGAGCUCAAGAAAGACAGCAUUCACAUUGCUUCUGCUGACGAAAAUGAUAUACAUGCAGUGCUGUCACAAGACCUCAGCAGUUUAGGCAUUUUGUGCGACAUGGAGUUUAAUGAAGACUUCAUAAGACUGUUUGAGGAAUCCCUGCGCACACUGUCCCAUAUUGGGCCACCAACUAUUCUAGCAUAUAGGCCAGAAUCAUCAAGAGAAGACAUGGAGAUACAGAUAGAAGAGGAAUCUCUUGCAACAUGUGAGUACUGUGGCAGCUUGCUGAAAUUAUUUCCUUCCUAUGAAGAGCUUGACCCAGCCUCUGAAGAUUACGAAUCAUUUUUCUGUUGUGAGCAAAAUCAGGAUCUCUAUGAGUACAUCAUUACUGAAAAAAAGAUUUACGAGAAUGCUAGAAAUGAGUCAAUCUCCAUUCACCCCCAUGCAGCCCACGGCAGUGAAGUGGACAGGCAGAAAGCAAGGGAGAAAGAAUAUCAGAGGCAACAGGAAAGACAAAUAGCAAAACAAUUUGCCUUCAUGGCGGCAGAGCAGGCCAGCUUCGUUGAAAAUUCAAAGCAACUCAAAACCAUUUCCUACCAGCUCUCCCAUGAGCCACCCUCCCCUGGAGGUUGGACUCUCAUGCCUUAUGAGACAGUUGAAAGAGUAGAGAAAGAGGAAAUUAACUACAGUACUACUUGCUGUGACUUUACCAUUGCGGGUGGAAAGCUAAUGAAGCGACAGUUCUUGGAAAAAUACUACAAACAAGGAGGAAAGUUCCUUACCAUAUUUCCAGACGGCACAGCACAAUUAUUAGCACUUUGCAAAGCCACAAGCUGGUCGCGCCGCACUGAGGCUCCCAGUGCGCGCCCUGCAGCGUGUCACACACAGGCUCAGCGAUUAGAACCUUUGUACUGUACUGACUGUUGGCCAGGGCACCAGGUAGAUCUGCCACUCUCUUGGAAAGAGCACUGGGAGAUCAUUUACCUGCAGCUGGAGCUUCAGCCUAACACCUCAAAUGGAGUUGCACCUCUCACAGUGAAACAGCCUGUCCUGCCCGUGUAGCACUGGAGUGUCAAUCAUUUGGAGCAACUAUGUGGCCAAGUUCACCCACAAGCUUCUUCAGGAGAUGCAAGCACUUUAUAACCUGAGCUAUGCUGAUAUACCCCCACCCAUGGGUGUCCAUUCUUGAAAAUGACUUUCAAAUGGCAGAUCUAAGAUUAACCUUUUGGAGAAGUGUCCUAUGUUUAAGAAGGAGCAUGUAAAAGAUACUAGAGACAGUUACAAGCCAUGAAUUUACAAGACAUCAAGACCUGUUUAAACCCAACAGAAAUAGAACAUCUCCAAGUGACUCUCUAGUCCUGAAACUAGCUUUGCCAUUGUCCAUUGUUACCUCUAAGAUCCUCUUGUUGUUUUUCCUUUGCAGUAACAUUUUUCUGACUCAGUGACACACCAGAGAGGAUUUAUUAAAAUACUGCUCCCAAAGUGAACAUGGGUUUGAGAUAACUUCCCUGCCUUUGCUACCACCCCCACCCCACUCAGUUCCAGAGAUAGAGCUAUUAAUUAAUAUUGUCAAAUGACAAGAUGCCAUAAAUGUGUAUGAUGCAUGUUAAAUCAAGUCUACCAGAGAUAGCUUAUCCCUGGGCUCAUAAAGAUACUCAUGAAGAGCAAA
Molecule: messenger RNA, 2456 nt
Organism: Chelonia mydas (Green sea turtle)
Lineage: Eukaryota; Metazoa; Chordata; Testudines; Cheloniidae
Gene: ERICH6
Product: glutamate rich 6
Exons: 16
Coding region: 197-1849 (550 amino acids)
Source: RefSeq, a predicted model, not a curated record